GGCACCCCAGUGAGGCAACUUCCAAAAUUCUCAGAGUCAGGAGAGCGAAAGGAGGCCCCCCUCACCUUUUUAAAGAUAGUUAAUUUGAUCGAAGAGGAGCACCUGGGAGGAAGUUGAAUGGAUGGUUUUUCCACUGCUUUUCCACUGCUUUUCCUCCGCCUUUCCCCCCUUUUCUUCACCACUUCCCAAACUACCCUUUCACUGCGCCGGUACGUGAAGACAUGUCGAAGAAAAAAAAGAGCGCGAAGAGGAAGAAUGGCAGCAGCAUAGUGUACUCCCACCCGAAAAUCACAUCCACCAUCUUACUAUGCUCAUGCUACUUCUUCUACGGCAUAUUUGGCGUAGUGUAUGUGAUCCUCAUUCUGAUUGCCAUUAUCUUUUUAAACCUUGACCACUCGAGCGAUGGCGGUGGUGGAGGUGGUAGCGGGGGAAACGCCAUAAGCGCAUACUCUAUCUUCAACAAGGGGAGGAAAUACCUAAUUGGUGAUUUGCGAAUGAACCAAAUUGAAACGGAGUUGCGGAACAGGAAGUUUAAAAACGAAGACAGUGACGAUAACUUUAUUCGAUACGAUGACAUUAACAAAAAUAAAUUUUACGUCAAGGGGUCCUCCAAGUAUAAUAACAAGUUGUGCACCUGUGGGUCCAACAGGAAGUUUAAAAAGUGCUGCGGAGCGAUGAAGGACGAUUCAUCGGAUUAUUGAAGGGGCAAAAGGAAG
This is a messenger RNA of Plasmodium vivax (malaria parasite P. vivax), 716 nucleotides long. RefSeq lists its product as hypothetical. Lineage: Eukaryota; Apicomplexa; Aconoidasida; Haemosporida; Plasmodiidae. The record is from RefSeq and is a predicted model, not a curated record. Bases 222 to 701 code for a protein of 159 amino acids. The transcript has a single exon.